Molecule: messenger RNA, 1491 nt
Organism: Colletotrichum karsti
Lineage: Eukaryota; Fungi; Ascomycota; Sordariomycetes; Glomerellales; Glomerellaceae
Exons: 1
Coding region: 1-1491 (496 amino acids)
Molecular function (GO): hydrolase activity, hydrolyzing N-glycosyl compounds
Source: RefSeq, a predicted model, not a curated record
AUGUCCGUCCAAGAGAGAUUGCGCGUUUGCCGCAGCAAGCCGAGAGUCUUCAUCCUCACCGAUAUUACCAACGAACCAGAUGAUUCCGAGUCCCUCGUACGCUACCUGCUUUACAGCAACGAAUUCGACACGAGGGGCAUCGUGGCUUGCACGUCGACGCACAUGAAGUCCCGCGUGGCGCCGGACGAGAUUAGAAACAUAUUAUCCGGCUACAAGGAUGUCGUCGACAACCUGAACGCCCAUGCGCACCCUGACAAUCAAUAUCCGGACGUGCAAGCCCUUCUUGAUAUGACAAAGAGUGGUCCGGCGGUCUACGGCCAAUUGGCUCUGCAGCAGCCGCUCAGUCAAGGGUCGAAACUCCUCAUCGAUCGUGUCGACGAGUCAACGGAGCCUCUGUGGGUUUUGUGCUGGGGUGGUGCGAAUCCGCUUGCGCAGGCCGUUGCCCACAUCGACAAGACCCGGAGCGCCGCGGACAGCUCUGAGUUCCGGUCGAGGCUCAGGGUGUACGCCAUCUCCGAUCAGGAUGACAGCGGGCCCUGGCUUAGAGUAAGGUACCCUGAAAUAUUUUACAUCUGCUCCGUUCACGGCUGGUGCCAGUACUCCUGCGCGGCGUGGACGGGCAUCUCGGGGCAUACUGAUGUCGGUGGUUCUGACCCGACCCAAUUUACCAGCGAGUGGCUCAAGAAGAACAUUCAGAUUGGCCCUCUGGGAAACAAGUACCCCGACGCCAAGUUCAUAGUUGAGGGCGACACGCCCACCUUCUUGUAUCUCAUUCAAAACGGUCUCGGCUCUCCUGAGCACCCGCACUGGGGAAGCUGGGGCGGCCGAUACAUGUAUUAUGACCCAUCCAUGGCGGCGAAGCACUUUGCAGACGCGGUCGACACCGUCACUGGAAAGGACGGGAGGUCAUACUCGACGAACUACGCCACCAUAUGGCGAUGGCGAGAGGCUUUCCAGAACGAUUUCGCGGCCCGUAUGCAAUGGAGCCUGACCGACAAACUCGGCGCGGCAAAUCACGCUCCCGUUGCCAUCGUCAAUGACAGCACCGCCGGUCCGGAACCUCUCCUAGUAGAGAUAGAAGCCGGGCAGAAGCUUGUUCUGGACGCUUCACGGAGUUAUGAUCCGGACGGCGAUGCCAUGACCUUCCGUUGGUUUCAGUACAGGGAGGUCACCGGUGUCACAGGUCUUCUGCCACCCAUGAUUCCGGACUUGGACAUCGCCAAUGUCGACAGCGAGGUUCCCGGGAAGCGAGUUGAGGUGCAGAUACCACCUCCGCAGGUAAGCUGUCUCGAACAGCUCAGUGGAAAGCCAGUAGAAAACGGACAUGAGUAUCACAUCAUCCUGGAGUUGAAGGACAACGGAACACCUUGUCUGACGACGUACAAGAGAGUUGUCAUCCAGACGAAGAACCCGCAGCUUCUUGGUGGAAGAGAAACCGUGGUGGAGACAAAUGCAGAGUGGCUGCUCUUAGAUGAGCGCUCUUUGAAAUAA